Messenger RNA from Brassica napus (rape), 549 nucleotides. RefSeq lists its product as uncharacterized. Lineage: Eukaryota; Viridiplantae; Streptophyta; Magnoliopsida; Brassicales; Brassicaceae. The transcript has a single exon. The record is from RefSeq and is a predicted model, not a curated record. Bases 110 to 448 code for a protein of 112 amino acids.
UGCCUAAAUAAAAGGUAUCAUCGGUCGACUAAAACACGUGAAGAUAUAUAAACUCAUUAGCCUCCCCAAUAUUUAACUCCUUUGACGAAUAUGGAGACAAGGUUUCCAAAUGUUACAAAAACCACCCUUCCUCUUUAUCUCGGACGACAAUGAUCACAACAAUCUCCGGUACACGAGCUUGAAAGAUGUGAUCUCGAGUUCUGAUGGCUUUGGUUCGUUCUUUUGUCACUCUGUUCCUUCGCAAGACGGUGUUCUCUUGUCGGAAAUGGAUUCUUCAAACAUUGCCAUUAGAAACGCGCUAGUGAAAAGAGCAGCUUCGAUGUAUCUUCAAUCUUCUAUGAUCGUAUCAGCUCCGGACACGAACUGGUUUCAGAGAUUCUGUCUGAAAGCCAAGCAUGCGGUUGAAUGUCUCAGACCAGUUUACCGGAUUUUUUCUUGGUCUAGUUAAAGAGAUGUGUUUUAGAAAGGGUGAUUCCGGUUUGUAAAUGUGUAAAUACUGUAUGAUAUAUAAUAUAGAUAAUCAAAUAAAAUUUCAAAGCCUUUUUUUCA